CUUCAGACUCGCAGACGAUAUUGCGUUGAACGAAUGUGCUGGGUGCAUGUCAUCAAUGAAUUGAGCUAAAUCUGUCACAAUAUCUACUGUUCUUCAUAUUUUUGGUAACUUUCUAUACGAUGGAGCUUCCAAUCGAAGAAAAUGAUUUAGAUGACGAGACUAAAAAGCGAGGAGCUGCAGAGGUGUUUUCUCCGACAAGAAUAAAGUUCCCCAAACACAUACACACUGAUGUUGAUGACAAACUGCAGGCAUUGGCAGAUUCCAUUUUGAACCGAAGUCAGAUAGGAAAUGAACAGGUCAGUCGCCAGGUGACUGCCCCAUUUGAAGUACCGGAAUACCCGAUUGAAGAAAAGGAGAACAGAAGCUACUUCGAACGACAGUUCAGCCACAGGUUACCCGCUAAUGUCCUCAAUUUUAAUAUCACAGACACUUCCUCACAGACCCUAUCAUCCCCUGUGGAGCGGAGUCGACCAUCCUUUGUGGAUGAAGAUGUGACGCCCCAGGAUGUAAAGGCGGAGCUAGAUGAGGAGAUUGACUUGGUCCCCACAUUCCAGAAGAUUACCAUCAGCGGAGAGGAUUUCAGUGGGGUGCCCCUGAAGGAUCUAGAACUGGCCUCAAAGAGUCUUGUGAAGGCUCUGAUGAUCCGAGAGAAAUACAUGGCCUUGUCGCAUCAACACUUUCCUCGUGUUACUGCCCGCUUUCUUCAGAGCUUGGAGGACCGUGAGGAAUUUAGCAAGGUCAAGAACUCUUAUUCUGUUGGUGACAAGAAAAGCAUCGAAGUUGACGAAGACAUGUCUGGCAUUAUGUAUUAUGAAAAGCAAGAGUUUGGCCCAGUUUCUAUCAAAGAUCAUCCAAUUCACCCGCCACUUAAACAUGGCGACCCUUUCAACAUCGACAUGGAUGAGGACGUGGGAUGCUGCUCCAAGCUUGUGAAUGGUGUUGUGCAUGUGUACCGCAGUCGGGAGGCCAUGGAUAAAAACGUGCCUAUUGAGUGGCCCUACCCAGACCUGAACACCUACCUAGAUGACCAGAAUCUCAUGUAUGCCUUCAUCAGUGAUGGCCCUCUGAAGUCCUUCUGUUACCGCCGUCUCUCGUUCCUGUCGUACAAGUUCCAGCUGCAUGGCUUGCUCAAUGAAAUGAAGGAGUCCGCUUCUCAGAAAGAGGUUCCCCACAGAGACUUCUACAACAUCAGAAAGGUGGACACCCACGUACAUGCCUCCUCCUGCAUGAACCAGAAACAUCUGUUGAGGUUCAUCAAGAAGAAGAUGAAGACAAGCGAAGAUGAGGUUGUGUGUAAAGACAGGAACAGCAAACUGAUGACCUUGGCUGAGGUGUUCAAAAGUCUCAAUCUGACAACAUAUGAUCUAAAUGUGGACAUGUUGGAUGUACAUGCUGACAGAAACACAUUUCACAGAUUUGAUAAGUUCAAUGCCAAGUAUAAUCCUAUUGGUGAAAGUCGGUUGAGGGAGAUUUUCAUCAAAACUGACAACUACAUCAAUGGCAAAUACUUUGGUCAGGUGAUAAAGGAAGUGAUGAGUGACUUGGAGGAGAGCAAAUAUCAAAAUGCAGAAUACCGUCUGUCUAUCUAUGGGCGGAGUCGAGAUGAGUGGGACAAGUUGGCAAAGUGGGCAGUGGAGCAUCGCGUUCACUCGGAGAACGUCCGAUGGCUGGUGCAGAUUCCCAGACUCUAUGAUGUGUACCACAGCAACAAGCUUGUGAAGAACUUUGAGGAGAUCUUGGAGAAUGUGUUCCUGCCUCUGUUCGAAGCCACCAACAACCCCAAGAGUCACCCAGAACUACAUGCCUUCCUGCAAUAUGUGACGGGCUUUGAUUCUGUGGACGAUGAGUCCAAAUCUGAGCACAUUGUGUUUGACAAGGACACGCCCCUUCCACAGGACUGGAAGUCCGAAGAGAACCCCCCCUACAGCUACUACCUGUUCUACAUGUAUGCCAACAUCACCGUGCUCAACAUGUUCAGGAGUGAGCGAGGGUUCAGCACCUUCAAAUUUCGCCCCCACUGUGGUGAGGCCGGCAAUGUGACGCAUCUCCUCGCUGGCUUCAUGUUUGCUGAGAGCAUCUCACAUGGCCUGGUUCUCAGGAAGGUGCCAGUGCUUCAAUACUUGUACUACCUAGCUCAGAUUGGCAUCGCUAUGUCUCCGCUCAGCAACAACUCUCUCUUCCUCAACUACCACCGCAACCCACUUCCGGAGUACUUGGCUCGAGGCCUCAACGUCUCCCUAUCAACAGAUGAUCCUCUUCAGUUCCACUUCACUAAGGAACCGCUGAUGGAGGAGUACAGCAUUGCAGCCCAAGUGUGGAAGCUCAGUACAUGCGACAUGUGUGAAAUCUCUCGCAACAGUGUUCUACAGAGUGGAUUCCCUCAUUUGGUGAAACAGCACUGGCUCGGCCCUAACUACACCCUAGAAGGCGUAUCUGGAAAUGACGUGAGUCGCACCAACGUCCCCGACAUCCGUGUGGCCUACCGCUACGACACUCUGGUUGAGGAGCUGAGAUCUAUCUGUAGGGGGGCACUGUCCUUUGAUCGAUCUUCCCAAUCCAGCAAGAAGAACUCAGUCAGCAGCUAAACAUAAGGAGACACGAAUGAGGCAAAUGUGUCUGGUUCUAGAUAAGAGGGUUGUGAAAAGUUGAUUUAUUAUCCAAAACUGGCUUCCACAGGUUAUAUCCAAUGAGAUCAUGUGAUAUCUGAUACAGGUGCAAUGGAAUUGCAUCACACUGCUUGCAGACCAUUGUGACAUCACAAUCAAAUGAUGUCACUAAUCUCUCUGCCUCUGAGGCUGGUUAGCUUUUCUUUGUACACUCAAGGCGCUGGAUAUUACUGUUUACAAACUGAAGAAGUUUGAAGAAUGAUUCUGAUAUCAAAUAUAUCCACAUUCGUUGAUAAAAGUUCACGAGGCAUGAGGUGAGAGUCUCUGUUUUGAUCUGAGUAAGCAAGUUGCAGUCACAGAAUUAUCUAGAUCACAGAUAACCCGGGGACAGCUAAUGGGUAAACCAUCAUAUGGCUGCAGGUGCGAUGGGGAAGUACAAGUAUUGUGAAACAGUUAACGUAUAUAUGUGCCACUUAUUGAUGUAAAGAUCACUUGUGAACAUCACAUAGGUCAACAUGUGUAAUUUGAUGGAAUAAUAUUGACGUGUCAAUCAUUAUUAAAAUUAGAUCUUAGUUCUCGCUACCUCUGAACAAAGAUCUGAGAACAUCCCAUUACUGGCCAUGGUUCACGAACUUUGACCGACAAAAGAAAUGACUAACAUAAAAUGCCUCAAAGGAUACAUAUAUAUAUAUGCCAAGUAUAUCAUUUGAGGCCUUGACUGUUAGUCAUUUCUUUUAUGUUAGUCUUUCGUGUUAGUAUGUCUUGCAGCCCGUAACUGUUGUUCUGAAAUGCACCAUGUUAACACAUUUCGACGCUCACUUUCCCAAUCUGGUAGACAAUGCUCUGAUCGAUCGGGUUAGAGGUCAUUCUGACGUGACCCGUAAUGGGAUGUCCUUAGAUCUUUGUUUAGUGGUCGUGAGAAGUAAGAUCUAAUUUUUACUGAGAUUGGUGAAUGUGUAGAGAUGUCAUUCCUACAACUCUUGAAACAUGUUUCAAUGUGUACUUGCAGUCACACAGACAUACAACUGUGUGCAGUAACAACUCGAGAUGCAUACUCACAAAUGUACACAAAAAUACAUAGCAUCACAGUAUGCAAAAUCACCUCGAGAAUGCUGGAGAGGUUUCAGAAUUUGGUCAUUAAUGAAUUUUUGUAAGGAACCUUCGUUUACUAAAGCUAUGCGUAUUUCCAUUGAAGUCAUUGAAAUCUUCAGAUUAUCAAGUUUCAAGCUCUGAAGCAAUUUAGAACAUCAAAAUUAAGUUUGUAUAUGGAAAGAAAUUAAUAAUCUUGCUACCCAAGUGAAAGCAGACAUCAGCUUAAGUUGUUUGAGGUUAGUCAUUAUUUUAUCUUCCCUUCUACAUACUGUGUAAUCCUGAAGCUAGUUCAUACAUACUGAAUAAAUACACUUUCAUGAGUGCGCAGCCAACUAUACAUUCAUGCACAUGUUAAUGUUUGCACACUUGUGUUUUGUUACUGUGUAUAUUGAGUGCUCAACAUGGGGAUAAAGCUUAACCUUGGACUUUAUACAAUAGCCAAGAUUAGUUAGUGAUGCCAAUGAUUACAAAUGAAUUCAGUUCUGUAUCAAUUAUCAAUGUAACAGAAAGUUUACAAAUUUAUUUUCGGGCAUAUAUCAAUCUAACAACGGUAAUUUUUAACAACACAUUUUGUGUUUCAUCACUGUAUAUGGUAGAAGUCAAUCAUUUGUUUGUGGCAUGAACAGCUCUUGUAUUGACCUAAAAGAAUUAUGAUACUAGAAUAUAUGGUGUGAUAUCCAGGGAUGAGAUUUCCGACAGAUGAUGUAUUUUCAAGAGUCACUUUAUGUGUCUUUAUUGAGUGAAAGAAAUGACGUACUCAGCCUUGUCCAAUAAUUAAAUAGAAGGUAACGAUCUGCCUUUUAAGAGAAUAAGAUCUACCCAAUUAAAAUUUUUUAUGAAGAUAAUGUUCAGGUUGUACAGAAUGCGAUGGAGGCCACUCUGUGUGACGUGUAUAGAGCUGUGCCGUUUCUUCAGUUAGAGAGUUGCAGGGUGUCAGAUCAGUUAUGUUUCUAGGCAUUGAUGACUGAUUGUCAACCUGCAAAUCUAUUUUGGUCAUGUUAUAGGGGAAUGUGAUGUCAAAUGUUCAUAAAUCCUGAAAAUGUUCAAAUGCCAUUUGUUCGUAGUAAAAUUCCCGACGUGUGUGAUUCCCACAUUGUGGAACAAUGUGUUACUUCCAAAGGUUUAUUAACCAUGUUUAUCACAUUACAGUAGAACACGGAUAUAACGAACUACAAGGGACCAGAGAUAUCAGUUCAUUAUAUCAGUUGUUCGUUAUACACGCUUUCGCUCGGAAACGUCCGCCAUCUUGGAUCAACAGCAUUAAUAUUUCUCAAUUUCGUGUCUAAACUGAUAGCUUUCCUCUUACUGUUGCCCGCCAUGACAGCAUAAUUUUUUAAUGUUUAAUGUUUGUUUUACAGACAAGAUUACAUGUACAGGUAAGAUUAACACAAUGCAAAUUAAACAAGGUUGAUCCGUCACUGCUGAUUGUAUUGUUUCGCCGCCAUUGUGUUGAUUCGCCACUGAUUGCGUACAGCCAAUUGUCAGAUUGAG
This is a messenger RNA of Haliotis rufescens (red abalone), 5189 nucleotides long. RefSeq names its product AMP deaminase 2-like. Lineage: Eukaryota; Metazoa; Mollusca; Gastropoda; Lepetellida; Haliotidae. The coding region runs from base 120 to 2585 and encodes 821 amino acids. Gene Ontology annotation, biological process: AMP metabolic process; IMP salvage. Gene Ontology annotation, molecular function: AMP deaminase activity. Gene Ontology annotation, cellular component: cytosol. The transcript has 19 exons. The record is from RefSeq and is a predicted model, not a curated record.